This is a messenger RNA of Seriola aureovittata, 11807 nucleotides long. RefSeq names its product leucine-rich repeat-containing protein 52-like. Gene Ontology annotation, molecular function: potassium channel activator activity; transmembrane transporter binding; voltage-gated potassium channel activity. The transcript has 2 exons. The coding region runs from base 4859 to 5836 and encodes 325 amino acids. NCBI's taxonomy places the organism in Eukaryota, Metazoa, Chordata, Actinopteri, Carangiformes, Carangidae. Gene Ontology annotation, cellular component: voltage-gated potassium channel complex. The record is from RefSeq and is a predicted model, not a curated record.
AGCUGAGGUUUACUUUUACGUUACGUACGCAGUUGUCAGGUAAGUUAAAGAGACAGGUAAAAAGAGGUUCUCAUAUUCAGUCUAUGGGUCCUCAACAAGAAUAAUAAACAUUUAUAGGCCAUUUUUACUCCACUGUUAGUUUAAGGCAGUGAUUGAUUCGCCUUACUUGGUUUUACUUUAUAUUUUAACUCCAUUACAUUUCAGUGGGAAGUACUGCAUUACAUUUAUCUGACAUGCAAAACAUAUGAUAAACCUAUAAAAUAUGAUGCACUAAUACCGAUAGAUUCAGUGGUGGAAAGUAACUACAUCUAUUCUGUACUAUACUGUACAUUUUAAGCUACAUUUCAAAGGGAAAUAUUGAAUUUAUGAGUCCGUUACUCCUCUAGUGUGUAUCCUCUUCUUCAUCUGACAGUUUUACUCACUUGCUACUUUUCAGAUAACAAAUGUACACAGAAGACCUAAAAUAAACAUUUGUUAAGGGUUAAACAUAAAUAAAUAGUAACAUAUUUAAAGUGUGGUAGUUAAAAUUAGCUCCACCUUGACCAGCUACAACAUCCAUAAUAGGCUAAUAUAGUAAUGAUACUUGGAUAAUAUAGUAUAUGAUUCAGUAGCAUUACAAUUGCAGGGGCCAUUCUGCUGUUUAAUCAGUAUACUUUUAAUACUUUAAGUACUUGGUGAAAACUCUCAUCUCAUAGACAAGUGGGUUGCAAGUGGACACUACUUAAUUUUUAGAUCUCUCAAGCCAGAAAAGUUGGGAAGCAGUGGUAGUAUAAAGAAUAGCUUCUCUGCCAAGGAGAAGCAGUUGUUUCCCUCCAGAAAUUUCUAACAAAGGAAAAAAAAAAACCUGUAAUUAUUUCAUAAAGCAAGCUACAAAAAAGUGGAUGAUGUGAUGGCAUAUGGGUGGUCACCUCAUCCUCCUCCUCCCUGGUUACUUCCAGAGCCACAUGUAGUCUAAGAAUCCAAGUAUCCAAUCCAUUCAUCCAUUUAUCUGACAGUGUCAACUUUUACUGCAGUUACAAUCCUAUUUUUAUGACGGACAUUUUGACUUGACAUAACAGGAGCUUCAACUAAUAAGAUUAAUGACCUUGUUUGUUUUGAAGUCUCCCAGUAAGCAGUGCCAGUGAGUGAGUUUACAAUAUGGAAUAUGGAAGGCAGCUAAAAAAUCUGCCCUCCGUUGAGGUGACCAAGGAUCUGACAGGCCACAGUUUCCUGGAUCACAUAGCAGGUCAAGCAGAGGUAUUUGUGGUUUCUGUCGUUCAGCAGACCCAGGUUCACUAAUGCAUGAGCUGCUGACAUGGAACUGAACUCAUUAUCAUUUAGACAUUAUUAUAUUAUAUUAUAUUAUAUUAUUCUAUUAUAUAUAUUUUUAUCUUAAAAUGAAAAUUGGUAUUAUCGCCAGUUAUUGAUAAGAUGCAAUUUCUGUUUGGUUUAUGUUUUAGAAUUUAUUGAAUAUAUUUUUGUGCCUCUAUAAUAAAAUUUACCAUUCAAUUUUUCAUAACUGUUUGGAAAGUGAUUUAAUUCACAGUUAAUAUAUAUAUAUCUUAUAACAUGUUCUAAGGCUGGUUCAUUACUGAGAAGGUUUGAUAAUAAUUUUGUUUAAUUUGUUAAUAUAAAGGAGUGUGAUUUCCGGUCGACCUCUUCACGGGAGAAAGACGUUGAGGGGAGAUAGCAUGGUGGCUAACAAACUUGAGCACGAGUGAGAGACGCCGCGGACUAUUAAGUGUUUACCGGGUAGUUUUGUUCAGCUGAACUGUGGGAUGUUUGCUAGUUAACUCGCUCCUCUGUGAGUGUGAGAGUUUGUGACUGUUAGCGGACAACGAUGUAUGUUUUUUUUUUCCCCUACUGUGGAGCUAGCUAGCUUGAUUAGCUUAGCUGCCGCCAUUGCGGGAGCGACAACCGCCUUCUUCACCUGGAGGAUUUGCUCGACGCUGAGGACGGACUGCUGUCAGAAAGAUUCCCGUUGUGUGGUUCCGGCUGCUUGUCGCCUCUGCGGACCGAGAUGAGUGUGACCACAGGUGUUUUUGUCUCCAGAUGUGGUAGGAUUCACUCUCACUCCAUGCAACUGUUUGUUUUUUCCAUGAGCUCCACCAUUAAGCGCGCUAACGAACCUUGUUUAAAGAACAAACCAAACUAAAAAGUGCACUGAGGUUUAAACUAACUGAAAAAAAAGAGUAAACUUUCUUUGUUUCAUUUAUGUUUUUCAUAUUGGGGGUAUGUCUGGCGUGAGAUUCCUGCAUUCAGUCAAUACAAUGUUCAAACUGAGGAAAUGUGUUUGUGUGUUUUCACUGUAUUUGCUGAAUAAUUGAUAAGAUAAUUCACACAUUUCUGUAGUAACAUCACAUUGGGUUAUUAAAGCUAGUAUUGUUCCCUUAGCCUCUCAGUAGUUAUUAUAGAGAAUCAUACUUUCCCCUAGAGGUGUACAUUAUUCAAUGAGACGUCACUUUAACAAUUUUACUAAGUUUGAAGGGGUUUAAUACUUAAGUUAAUCAUGUUCUGAAUAAAGUGUUCACACAUUACGAGCUGGUGGUGAAAGGGUUGUAUUAUAUUAUAUUAUAACUCAAAUAGAAACAGGACGGCCUGUGAUGAUGUCUUUUCUUGUGUUUGUCCUAUAACAUAAAGUAAAUCAGUGGUUGUUGUGGCCAAAAUAGAUCUUAUGAAUGCAGGUUAACCAUAGGAAUAAACAUGGGAGGCCAGUUCCUGUGAAUACAACUUGACUAACAUAGAGUGACAGUGCGGAUGUUAGGUGAAUCAGAAAGUAAGAAAGGCAUGCAGCAUUUGUGGACUGCAUGAUCAUACAGGCUGAAGGUGGAAGAUGUGAGAGUGUAGAUGAAUAUAUGGCAGAGUUUAUGUUUCUUGGAGACAAACAUGUGGCCUGCAUCUUGAAGAGAUGUGUUUUCCCUGAUGCCACUAUGUGUAUGAUGUGUCACCCAGAAAGAACUGGUUUUACUUCCUGCAUUCAAAGUUGUGGUUGUUGUCAGUACCAUAGUAUAGAUAGAAGUAGUACUAUACCUUAGUGUACAAAUUUCCCUUUGUUUUUCCCCUGAAGAAGCUACAAGCGUGUUGCAUUUUGAAACUGAAAUAUCCUUGAUGUCUUCUGCACCAUUUUGUACACAUUUCCCCAAAAUUCAGCCUGACAUGUUUGGUAUUUUUGCAAACUUUUGGAUGUCCACUAGAAUUUGAAAUCAAAUCUCUGUGGUUUUGAGCAGAUUUGGCAGCGCAGCUUGAGUUAUGUCUGGGCUGCUGCUUUUUCAGAGGUUGCAAAAUAAUUGUGUGUCAUCAGAAAUAAUUUACGUGAACUUGGAUAGUCCUAAGCUAAAGUCUCUGUAUCAGUGAAGACAGUAUAUAAGGAGAUUGUUGCACUCUGCAAAACAUUACCAAGUAUUCGUCACUAGAUGUCCUCAUAAAGUCACUGAAUAUCCUUGGCUUCAAACAGCUGUGUGGAUUAGUUCAGUCCACAGGAUGGCAAGUGUGAAACAGCAUUAGGUUAUCUAUGCCUGAAGGCCUCCUGCUCUUUCUUCUUCACACCAGGGAAUGCAGGAAAAGAGCUGAACUUCAUUUUUGUGGAUGUAUGUGUGCAAGAGAAAUAGGGUGAGUGUGGUCACUGUGCAGCUGAUUGUUGACUGUCAGCUCGGGGUAGUUUUCUUUCACGGACUGUCAGCGGCACAUCUGUCCUCCUCCUCCUCCAUCAUGCUGAGUCUGAUUCAGCACUUCAACACCUACACAGAGAACCAAGAAUAGACUCAGGACUCUUACUGAGACUGGAGAGAUGAGGAAAACAACUGCUGCCUGAGACCACCCUGUCCCAUCUCAUUUGGUCCUAUCAUCUGUUGGAUAUAUACUGGGUAGAGUUUGAAUUGGGGGAGGUGGGGCCUCCUUGCCUAUGGCUGAUAUGUCAGUUAUUAUCGUGAGAGUCUCAUCGCACAUAUAGGCCUGAGUGUUGUCGAUGUACCGAUAAGGAUCCCCCCUCUCAACACAUUGUUAUAAUUGCCACACUCUUGUUUCAAAAGCCUAAGUCCUCAUGUGAUGUGAUCACACACAAUAUGCCUCCCAGGUGUCAGGUGCACUGCACUCUUGUUCCACCUCCACACACACACACACACACACACACACACACACACACACACACACACACACACACACACACACACAUGCACACCUGAGGCAUAUGGCUGAUAAAAGUGUAAGCAACACACACUCAUGCAAAAAGAUGUUUACAUACUGUACACAGAGUCUUUUUUUAAUCUGGUUGCAGCUUUCACUGUCAUGCACACACACACACACACCUGCAGCUGAAGCGUUAUAGGUCACCUUUACUACAAUAGAUCUCAUGGCUUAUACUUUGCUGGCCUCAAUAUUUAAUGUUAGCCUUCCAUUACCUCCGCUGCCCAGAGCUUCCACUCUCCAGCUCUCUCCAAAGCGUCAAAUCUCUCCACAGCGCACCCCCCACCCCCAUCCGCCGCGCAGCUCAGCGCGCCCCCCUCAUUUGGUUUCUGUUUCGGAAAGCGAGACAUGGCAAACAUGUAGUGGAGCAACUGACCGUGAUCAUCGCGAGCAGCGCAGCAUGAGAGGACGUUGUGAGCGUUUAUGAUGUGCGAAUAGCUGUGUUCUGAUGGAAGAGGCUCGAUAAAUCAAUGACAUCUGAAACAGCAUGAAAGCAUCUGGCUGUCAAGUUCCAGACAGUGGAUGCGCGCUGGAUCCACUGACACAUUACGCGCAAGAGGUUGCCACGGACAAGCGUUAGGUUUGACCUCUGUGGAAAUCAUUUCUGGGAGACAUAAUUUGGGGAGAAUGUAUCAAUGAAGAAUGUGACUGCGUCUGACUCUCUCCAAACGGGGUGGAUGAAGCCCUCGGCGGUGUCAUGCGUCUUGCCCCGCAGCCAAGCGCGCAACCCUUGCGGCUCAUAGUUCUGCUCCUCCUCUCCACGGGGGUGAUCACAUCCCCGGUGCUCUCCUCUGGCUGCCCGGACAGGUGUGUGUGUGAUGACCAGCUGGUGGUCCAGUGCGCUGGGCAGCAUCUGACCACCUUCCCGGUCAACUUGCCGCUGGCCACGCGGCAGCUCAUCAUCUCCAACAACCGCAUCGUGGAGCUGCCGCCGCUCGCGCUCAACUACCUCUCCGAUCUGGUGUACCUGGACUGCAGCAACAACUCCCUGACGGAGAUAUCAGAGUCCACGUUUGGGAAUCUACGCAAGCUCGCCUACCUGGACCUCUCCUUCAACACCUUGAUCCGAAUCGAGGACAGGACGUUCGGCCCCUUGACGAGUCUGGUGAUGCUGAGGAUGACAGACAACCCGGGGCUCUCGGAGAUUCAUCCGGACGCCUUUGCGGAAAACGCGGCCCUUCAGGUUCUGGAUGUGAGCCGGAACAACCUGACUGUCCUCAACAUCACCUCUCUGAUCGCGCUGCCCGCCCUGCGCUCGGUGGGGCUCAGCGGGAACCCGUGGAGCUGCGAGUGCGACAACGAAGACCUGUGUCUGUGGGUCCACCUGGAGGGUUUCAAGUUCCAAGAUGAGGGCCAGACAGUGUGUGGCUCACCUGCUGACAUACAGGGCCGUCGACUGGGUGAGGUGGGCAUCCAGCUACGGACGUUAUGUCACCAGACACUGGGCUCCUGGGACUAUCUUUUCUUUGUCGUCAUCGGCUUUGUCAUCUUUGCUGCUGGCACCGUGUCGGCCUGGGUGAUGGGCGUGAUCAUGGUGCUCUACGAGCGAUACAUCAAGAAGAAAGACGAACAGCUCGACGUGGACGACGCGGAAGAAACCAGUGAGGCGGGUCGUCCCUCACGGGCCAGGAAUGACCAUGGUAACGGGAACAUAAAAACCUCACAUAAUGUUUAAAAGAUUUAUUCUCACCCCGCCCGCUACGGAUUCCCACAGUGCCUCCUGUCAACUUCCAGGACUGUCUGUGAAGUCUAGUGAAACUCCAGUCAAACUUAUUCUGCUUAACUCUGAAACAGAAACGAGAGGAUUCAUCAGAUAAGGGGAAUGUCAUUCUACUCUUUUGUAGUGGGCUUUUCCGUAAAUGUAACACACACUCUGGCUGCCAUAAUGGAGGUCUGUGUAAGUUUUCACUGAGUAAUGGUCCGAAAAAACAACCUAUAUCAGUAAAGGUGGGUAUCUUGGAAGCAGCUAGCUCGCCAUGUGAAAUAACAUACUGGUUUAUAAUAAGAUAUUCUGAACACACGCUGACUUUGGUUUAUGGUGGUCUUAUUUCCCGCCUCAAAGAAAUAUUUUGACAUUUAGGAAAAUAUGCUUUCUUGCCAGGAGUAAAAUGAGAAGAUCAAUACAACUCUGUCUGUGCACUAAAUCUGAAGCAACAACCGUAACCUAGCUUAACUUAACGUCUGGCAGAAACAGCUAGCCUGGCUCUGUCUAAAGGUAACAAAACCAGCUGUUUCCCGAAUUUUCUGCUUGUAUGCGAAAUGAAGCUAAGCUAACUGGCUGCUGUGGCUGUAGCUUUAUAUUUAACAGACAACUCUUGGCAAGAAAGCACAUACGAAUAUUUCCCGAAAAUGUCUAACCUUUUCUUUGACCACCAUUUGGGUCAAGCUAAGACCAGCUAAAGAAAAGCAGUGCGCAUCAAAGACCAGCUCAGACCACCAACCUACAUAAGAUGGUGAUGGUUGCCCAUGGGAAACAGGGAAAAAAAUGCUUUCCGUCACUUUGUAAAUCAUUUUUAAUUGUUGACGGACGUAAUUUGACCAUUAGCUAUUAUAUCCAGUAGAAACCAUAAUUACUUUUUGUAACCUAAAGGUCUUUUCCUGAAAGUAGAGGUAGAAAUAUUAUUGGACUUGUUGUCCAGUAACCCAGGGGAUGUUUUCUCAAUGAACUAACAUAAGUUGGGCUAUUGAAUAAGCAUGCUAUAUUAUACAAGUUUGUAUAAUACUCUUGUGUUUAUAAUAUUACAAAUUGGAUAGAUACACUUGCCACUAAUUAAUCUGACAAUCUCUUUCUAGAUCCCACUAAUAUAGCAUUGUUUACACGCAAAACAUUCACCAUUGGACCUCCAUGAUGGCAUCAAGCAUUGUUGGAGAAUUGUGACUUAGCCUCACAGCAUCUUUGUAAAAUUGAAAGUGGUGUGGUCAUCCUAUUCAUUAGUAUGAAAGGAGAGGAUUAAAUGCAUUUUGUACAAUCCAUUCAUGUCCGUGUAGAUGAGCAAAGGGUUAGAGUGUAUGGCUGUAUGUGUGACUGAGCUUUUGCUGGUGUGAAUGUGUCAUUUUGUGCUCCAGUGAUGUUUGGUUUUGUACUAACAAUUCACCCCUCCCCUCAAUUAUUAGCCCAGAAACUGCAGUCAAGGUAUUUGUAGUGAGGAUCUACAGUAUUUGUGAAGAUGAGAGCCAACAUGUACCAUCUGCUGAGGUCUGUUUUGGCAGCAGGCCCUGCUGGAUGGCAAGUAAACAGGAGAGUGUGAUAAUUGAUUUAGGCUUCAUUGUCCCUGUGUUGGGAAACUGGCUUGAGUGCAGUGACUUGUCUGUUUCUGCAUGCACUGUUGAUGCACCAAAAAGCCUUAUGAGGUGUGUAUAAGCUGUGAGAGCAGUUCAUUUCAAUAAAGAAGGAAAUGGAAUUUACUGCAAUAUACACAGGAUGUAUAAAAGAUAAAUAUAUAAUUUCAGUCAUUUUGAGAGAAAUAUGAAAAUAUCUUGAUUUAUGUUUAUUCUUGAAUUGAUUAAUUUAGCCCAUGAUAACAGAUUUUCAGCAAUAAGACAGCUAAUGCUGUCAGGAAGGAAUUCAUUUCAGUCCACAAUUAUAAACAUCACUUAACUGUGUAAUCAGCACCUGCUUUGCUUGAGGUUUUACCUACAGUUUGUGAUAUGAGAUCACAAACUUAGCAUAUUUCUGCUUAUAGUUAUCUAUAUAUAUAUAUCUAUAUCUAUAUCUAUAUAUAUAUAUCUGGGUGUACCACUCCACUGACCAUGACAUUGACUGUUAUGAACUUGAGAAGGAAAGAAACAAAACUCUUGUUGGACAAGAGGAAUCAAGAGGUGGCUACACCAAACCGAGUGUGUGUGAGUGAGAGAGAGAGAGUGUGAGUGUUUCAGAAUUAUUCUUUUUUUUUUUUUUUUAAAAAGCAAAAUUGAACUUUUGAGGGACCUGAGAAAGAGCAUUCUCUCAAUAAUGUUUGCGCCAGCUGUUUCCCUCAUUUUAUGUUGUGCAGAUUUUACUUUAUACAAGUUUUACUCGGAAACUGUUGGAUUGAAAAGUUUGGAUGUAUGCUCGUCUGAGUUGGAGCUGCUGUAAUAAUAGUUAUAUCUUGAAACUCGUGCAGAAGACAUUUUGACAUGUUGCAGUAAGAAACACACAGGUGUAAAUAAUAAAGGUAACUGUCUGAAUUUCAUUCAGCUGCUUCAGUUUCUGAGGCGUGCUGUGCAUGCUGGCUCACUGUCGUGGCUUAUUGGCCAUCACUAAUGCUAUUUGUAACCUGUGCCUUUCCAACUGUGACAAGUCAAAAUGGCUUUUGUUAAAAACACCUAUUAUGUUGUUGUUAACUGACUUUUAUCCAUUAAAUUGUUGGACUGCAUACCAGGCUGGGAGAAGUGAGGCUGUAAUGGUGCUACCAAAUGCAACUGUGAGGAACUGGAUUAUCAGCAUGAAGUAAUAGUUGUUUGGCACUUGUAAGAUGAAAAGGUGGUGAAGAGUCAACACAGUCUGUUCUCUUUCUGUGAUGUGAUCUGCAAUACUAGUGAGAAACCUUUCUUCACACAUUUACUGGCACUCAUGUGCAUAUUAUUGAGUUGCUGGUUCAACAAAUGAACCAACAGAAUAAUAAUAAAAUGGUAUAACGCAUAAACCUGUGACUAUUAUAGGCCUUUUUCACUGCAGACAUUUUGACUAUAAUAACUUGGAAAGCAAAGGUGUAAUCAACACUUGCACCGAUGAUUUCAGGUUGUACUUUCAGGGCCUUGGUGUCAUACAUACUGGCUCAACAACAUGGUUUACUCAGACACUUAAUGGACACUUAAUUCAUGUUAUUAAUUGCACUUGUGCUUUUCCUGCUAUGAUAAGUCAAAGUGUUGUUUUGUUGCACUUAGUAAAAUGUGGUGUAAGAAAACAAAGAAAGUCUUUGGUAUAAGUGUAAUAUUUCUUCAUUACACCACAUAUAUAGAAGACACUUAGGAAUGAAUCUUGUGUGUGUUUGCUUGCACUCAUCAUGUAAGAAAGUGAUCCUGAUUCAUAACAGUAUGCAUAACUAUGCAUGUACCAAUGUACCGACCUACACAUACUUACUGGCAUAGCAUACGUAACUGGAUGCCAAAAGUGUCCGUCCAUCUCCUGUACAAUCACCCAUCUAAUGUACCUGUAAGUUGCCUACUGUAACAGUAUGCUGAGAUGCCUCUGAACAUUUCAACCAUUGGUUGCUGGUUGCUCUUAUGGCUUUGAGUGUAAUAUUUGCAUGGGUUCCUACAGUAUAUACAAAAUGCAAUGCAUCAUAUGCAUGUCUAUUGAGGUCUGUGUAAACUCUCAUCUAUAUCUACAUACACUGCAUUCAUAUACCAGAUCUGAACUGUGAGGGUGUAUUACAUUCAACUAAGCACACUGAUCAGGCCAUGUGUUGCCACAGGCAAGGGUGAGGGUGCUGCCUGGAAAUAGGAUGGCUGGCUGCUCUAAUUCAUGCCAGCACAGUGACACAGAUGGAAUGACAAGGGAUACCCACAAUAAAAAUUGCUGUUCGUGUGCACCUCACACGAGGUGAACACCUGGCUCUGAAAACUCUGUAUUGACAUUUUUGCUCCAUGGAGCUUCUGUAUAACAGCUGAAGUUGCUGUUAACAGCAUAUACUACCAUUAAGUGGUAUACUAAGUGGAAGAGCUGAAUUUCAACAUUCUGCACUUUUUACACCCCCACACUCCAAAAUCACCCCAUAUUGAGGCACAUGUAUGCAUGUGCUCAGACACGCAGACAAAAGCAUCAGUUCUGCAUCCAUAGCCGACUCCAACUCACAUCACCUCUCAGUACACUGCACUGUGUAAAAGCUUAGAAGAAGUGCUCUACGCUCACAAAACGCUACAUUACAGACAAUUACCAGAACAGCAUCAAAAGAACAAAAUAUGAAAUUUAAAAGAGUUAGACAAAGAUGUGGAGAGUGAUGACAUUCUGACGUGUGUACGUUAAAGAAGAAGCCACAGCUAGCAGCUGAUUAGCCCAGAUUAGCAUAACGACUGCAAACGGGAAAACAGCUGACCUGGCUCUGUCCAAAGGUAGAAAAAAAUCCACCUGACGCUCAGUAAUUAACACAUAUUCUUAUCAAAUUUGUUUAAUCUAUACUAAAACAAAGUCUAAAACUGUGGUUGUCCUGGGAGUUACUUUGUGUUGGAUUACUCCAUGGCCUGGAGCUACAGAGUAAACUGCUGAGUGUUUUUUUAUUUAGUGCAUGAGUGACUGAAGGAGUGGUUUCUGACACAAUGUAGGAUUUUGUUUAGCAAGGUUAAGAGGUGCUGUUUGGCAGAUUCUUUUUAUCCUUUCGACAGAGCUUUAUGCUAAGCUCAGCUAACCUGCUGCUGGCUGGAGGUCACAUCAAACUCUCAGCAAAAAAGGUGAAUAGCCGCAUUACCCAGGAUGUUGAACUCUUGCUUUAAGAUAAUAUAUAGAGGUACUAAUGGAGAUACUGUUUACUUCUCUCUAUCCCAUCAUUCACCAGCCGGGCUGAUGCAGUGGUCAGGAUGUGCUUCAGGACAGAGAUGCACUCAGCUGGCUAUAGUCACAUCAAUAGCACAGCUGUGACUGCGAGCCAGUUGAGUGAAUAGACGAGGAAAUUCACAUAGCUCUGGGAUACAGAAGCUCCUGCAGCCCUGUUUCCUGCCCGUGGUUGUUUAACUCAUAUUUUUGCACCAUUGUGUGCAUCCACUGAGCUGAAGGCAAACUGGCCACUAUAAAACGCCUGCAGAUGGGAGAUGUGACAUUAAGUAAGAGCGGCUCUAACCGACCGUAAUAGCCCUCUGACACAUCUACUUACAAACAAGCUCACUCUCUCUCUCUCUCACACACACACACACACACACACACACACACAAACACAAAAUGGGAAGAAAAUCCUUUAGUCAUGGAGCAGUGGAAUGACUUGACACCAAAGUUAGAAAUGAGGGAUAUUUUUCCAGUGACUGGUGCUUGGAAACUGGGUGUCUGUUUCAGUAAUUUCAUGAAAAUUUCAUCAUUAAUCACUGCCACAUAUGGAUGACGGCACUAAAUUACUGACAGCAGCAUCCAAACCACCCAAACUGCUGCGCCAAGCUGGAACAUGUCAUGCUCUGGAGCUAGAACGUAAAGCAACUGCUGCAACUUAUAUUAAGUUAAAUAUAUUUCUAAUGCUUACAAUUGUAAACUUACAGCCAGUGUGUACAAUGAGUGCUCCUGUUUUGUACUCUCAUUUGCUUUAAUGGUUCGUCACUUCAUAUUUUGACCACAGUGAAAGCACGGAAACGAGGGACAGGAACGAGCAUGAUGCCUGGUUUUCAUUACAGGCCAAAUAUGACUUCUCUCCGAGCUUUCACCAGUUUCAUUUCCCCCAUUUUCUCCAUCAUUAUCACACUGUAUUAUCAGCAGAAAUUAUUUGUCAGCGGGGAUUUAUUUCAAAUGAAUUAAAUGAUUGUGUUCGAUCCUAUGUUGCAUAUUGUACGUUUUCUGGUGGACUUGAUAUUGACAAGCUCUACUUAGCCUUCCUCUGGGAAAGUGGCUAUUGAUUGAUGGUGAAGAGUGAGCCCCUGCCUCCCCUUGGCAGACAGUAGGAUGGUCCUACUGCUGUUACAUAUCUGCACAUAGGCUCAGGGGCCUGCCAACUCUGUAUCCUUCCCCAGCAAUAAAAGGUCAUUUGAGA